Molecule: messenger RNA, 8282 nt
Organism: Chrysochloris asiatica (Cape golden mole)
Lineage: Eukaryota; Metazoa; Chordata; Mammalia; Afrosoricida; Chrysochloridae
Gene: ZNF462
Product: zinc finger protein 462
Exons: 13
Coding region: 285-7793 (2502 amino acids)
Biological process (GO): regulation of gene expression
Cellular component (GO): nucleus
Source: RefSeq, a predicted model, not a curated record
GGAGAGGAAGAGGGAGGGAGGGAGAGGGAGAGAGACGGAUAUCUCAGGUCAUCUGCAGCUGCAGCGAGUCUGAGGAGCCGAGGAAGGCAGGGAAGAUGGCGAUCCUCCAUUGCUGAGACCCGGCAGAAGCACAUGAGACUCCCAAACAACUUCCACAACAAUAACCAGAGCAGGAAGAGGAGAAAGAGAAAGAGGAUAAGGAGGCGUUGGGGCUGGAAACCCGAAACACCUCCUGGCGCCGGGACGCUUCUUCUGUUCCUAAUGUGAGAGGAUAGACCUAGACCAUGGAGGUGCUUCAGUGUGAUGGCUGUGACUUCAGAGCCCCAUCUUAUGAAGAUCUCAAGGCGCAUAUUCAGGAUGUUCAUACGGCAUUCCUGCAGCCGACUGAUGUUGCUGAGGACAAUAUUAAUGAGCCAAGAUCGGGGUCCAUGAAUGCCAGUAAUCAGACAGAGGUGGAGUUUUCUUCGAUAAAGGAUGAAUUUGCGAUUGCAGAGGAUUUAUCAGGUCAAAAUGCAGCUGCAUUGGGGACCGGAAGUUACUAUGGCCACAGUCCAGGAUAUUACGGUCAGCAUAUUGCCCCUAAUCCCAAACCAACAAACAAGUUUUUUCAAUGCAAGUUCUGCGUACGCUACUUCAGGUCAAAAAACCUCCUCAUAGAACAUACGAGGAAGGUCCAUGGCGCUCAAGCUGAAGGGAGUUCGGCGGAAUCGCCUAUUCCAGGAUCCUUAAACUAUAAUAUCAUGAUGCACGAGGGAUUUGGAAAGGUCUUCUCAUGCCAGUUUUGCACGUACAAGUCACCAAGAAGGGCAAGAAUAAUUAAGCAUCAGAAGAUGUACCACAAAAACAAUUUGAAGGAGACCACUGCUUCCCCCACUGAUCCUACUCCAAUGCCAGAUGCUGUGGUUCCACCCAUGUCUCUUCAGGACCCUUGUAAGGAACUGCCCGCAGAGGUGGUGGAGCGCAGCAUCUUAGAAUCCAUGGUCAAGCCUUUGACCAAGUCUCGAGGCAACUUUUGUUGUGAGUGGUGCAGCUACCAGACGCCCCGCCGAGAACGCUGGUGUGAUCACAUGAUGAAGAAACACCGCAGUAUGGUCAAGAUCCUUUCGAGUCUCAGACAAGAAGGGACUAAUGUACCUGAUGUACAGAACAAUGAUGCUCCCAGCCCCCCGUCCAACUCCACCUAUCUGUCCAUGAAUUCUGCAAGCCGAGAGAUACCCAACACUAAUGUCUCCAACUUCCGGAGCUCUGUGGGAAACUCCAUCAUGAGGCCCAAUUCUUCUUCAGCUUCCAAGUUUUCUCCCAUGUCUUAUCCUCAGAUGAAGCCGAAGUCACCUCACAAUUCUGGCCUAGUUAGCUUGGCAGAAAGAUCCCGUUAUGGAAUGUCUGACAUGACAAAUUCUUCUACUGACCUGGAAACUAACAGCAUGCUAAAUGACUCUAGUUCUGAUGAAGAUUUAAAUGAAAUAGACAGUGAGAAUGGUUUAAAUUCUAUGGAUCACCAGACAGCAGGUUUGUCUGCAGAGCAACUGAUGGGCUCAGAUGGCAACAAGUUAUUGGAGACCAAAGGGAUACCAUUCAGAAGAUUCAUGAAUCGCUUCCAGUGCCCCUUUUGUCCUUUCCUCACCAUGCAUCGACGUAGCAUCUCUCGUCACAUUGAAAACAUCCACUUGUCUGGAAAGAUAGCUGUCUACAAAUGUGAUGAAUGUCCAUUUACUUGCAAGAGCUCACUAAAACUUGGGGCUCACAAACAGUGUCACACGGGUACAACGUCAGAUUGGGAUGCUGUGAAUUCCCAGACUGAAAGCCUUUCUUCCUCUUUGAAUGAAGGUGUGGUGUCUUAUGAGAGCUCAAGCAUCAAUGGUAGGAAGUCAGGGGUCAUGUUGGAUCCCUUGCAGCAACAACAGUCACCCCAGCCACCACCGCCACCGCCGCAGCCACAGCCACAGCCUCCGCAGCAGCCUCAGCCGCCGCAGCUACAGCCACCACAUCAGCUACCACCCCAGCCGCAGCCCCAGCCACCACCAACACAGCAGCCCCAGACACCCACACAAGCCCCACCCCUGCACCCUUACAAAUGCACCAUGUGUAAUUACUCCACCAUGACUCUGAAAGGGCUAAGAGUCCAUCAGCAGCAUAAACACUCAUUCUGUGACAACUUGCCAAAAUUCGAGGGACAGCCCUCAAGCCUACCAUUGGAAAGCGAGACAGACAGCCACCCCUCUUCCAGCAACACUGUGAAGAAAAGCCAGACCUCAAUUCUUGGGUUGUCCUCCAAGAACAAUUUUGUAGCUAAGUCCUCUAGGAAGCUCACUAAUGACUUUCCUCUUGAUUUAUCGCCUGUGAAGAAGAGAACUAGAAUUGAUGAAAUAGCAAGCAACCUGCAGAGCAAAAUUAACCAAACCAAACAGCAGGAAGAUGCAGUGAUCAAUGUGGAAGACGACGAGGAGGAAGAAGAAGACAAUGAAGUGGAGAUAGAGGUUGAGCUGGACCGGGAAGAAGAGCCAACAGAGUCAAUUAUGGAGAUUCCUACUUCUUUUUCAGCACAACAGAUUUGGGCAAGAGAUGUCAGUGAGCCCCAGAAGGACCUCAACUUCAGAAGUGUCACCCAUGAUUACAACGCCACCAAUGGGGCUGAGAUUGAGCUCACCCUUUCAGAAGAUGAAGAGGACUAUUAUGGCUCCUCAGCAAACAUGAAAGAUCACCAAGUUUCCAAUACCGCUCUGCUGAACACCCAACCUCCUAUCUAUGGAACUGAGCACAAUAAUGAAAAUACAGACUUUAGUGACUCUGGAAGGCUCUACUAUUGUAAACACUGUGACUUUAACAACAAAUCUGCUCGGAGUGUCAGCACCCACUACCAGCGAAUGCACCCAUACAUUAAGUUCAGCUUUAGGUACAUCUUGGACCCCAAUGAUCACAGUGCAGUGUACAGGUGCCUGGAAUGCUACAUCGAUUACACCAACUUUGAAGAUCUUCAGCAACACUACGGUGAACACCACCCGGAAGCCAUGAAUGUACUCAACUUUGAUCAUUCAGACCUGAUCUACCGGUGUCGAUUUUGUUCAUACACGAGCCCGAAUGUGAGAAGCCUGAUGCCACAUUACCAAAGAAUGCAUCCCACAGUUAAGAUUAACAAUGCGAUGAUCUUUUCAAGCUAUGUCGUGGAGCAGCAGGAAGGGCUGAAUACGGAAUCCCAGACACUGAGGGAGAUUCUGAAUUCGGCUCCCAAGAGCAUGGCGACUUCAACUCCUGUGGCUCGUGGUGGCGGCAUGUCAUCUACGUUUAAUAAAAACACUCCUUCGAAGACGUUUACUCCAGAAUGUGAAAAUCAGAAAGACCCUUCAGUUAACACCGUUGUGGUUUAUGAUUGUGAUGUUUGCUCAUUUGCAAGCCCCAACAUGCACUCUGUCUUGGUUCAUUAUCAGAAGAAACACCCUGAAGAAAAAGCCUCCUACUUUAGGAUCCAGAAAACCAUGCGAAUGGUGUCUGUGGACAGGGGAUCUGCCCUUUCUCAAUUGUCAUUUGAGGUGGGUGCUCCAAUGUCUCCCAAAAUGUCCAACAUGGGUUCCCCACCCCCCCCACAACCCCCACCACCAGACCUCAGUACUGAGCUUUACUACUGCAAACACUGUUCCUACAACAAUCGCUCAGUAGUGGGAGUGCUUGUCCACUACCAGAAAAGACACCCAGAAAUAAAGGUUACUGCCAAAUAUAUCAGACAGGCUCCUCCCACAGCCGCAAUGAUGAGAGGGGCUGAGGGGCCCCAAGGCUCCCCUCGGCCACCCGCCCCCAUGCAACAGCUGAACCGCAGCAGCUCUGAGAGAGAUGCCCCUCCUGUGGAGACUGAGAUGUUCUUUUGUCAGCACUGUGAUUACGGGAAUCGAACGGUCAAAGGUGUACUCAUUCAUUAUCAGAAAAAGCACCGAGACUUCAAGGCCAAUGCAGAUGUGAUCCGGCAGCACACAGCCACCAUCCGAAGCCUCUGUGAUCGGAACCAGAAGUCGGCGGGCUGCAUGCUCAUCCCCUCGUCUAAUGUGGAGCGGGACAAGGCUAAACUCCGAGCUCUCAAAUGUAGGCAGUGUUCAUAUACCUCCCCCUAUUUCUAUGCACUGAGGAAGCAUAUCAAGAAAGACCACCCUGCCCUGAAGGCCACAGUCACUUCCAUCAUGCGAUGGGCCUUUCUAGAUGGUUUGAUAGAAGCUGGCUACCACUGCGAAUGGUGCAUCUAUUCCCACCCGGAGCCCAGUGGUUUGCUCCUACAUUACCAAAGGAGGCAUCCAGAGCACUACGUUGACUAUACUUACAUGGCUACCAAACUCUGGGCUGGGCCAGACCCAUCCCCUCCCUCUCUCACCAUGCCAAUUGAAGUCAAAACAUACAGGUGCAGGGACUGUGUAUUUGAAGCCUCCUCCAUCUGGGACAUCACCAAUCACUACCAAGCAUUCCACCCCUGGGCCAUGAAUGGUGAUGAAUCAGUGCUGCUGGAUAUCAUCAAGGAGAAAGAUGCUAUUGAGAGGCCAAUCUCCCUGUCUGAAGAGCUGGGGGGCCCAUUGAAUUGUGAAAACAAUAUGCCCACCCCAAUCCCUGAGCAGGAAGUGGAAUGCCCAGAGGACCCAAGACUCUCCCCAGAGAAAAGCAUCCAGCUCACUUCUGCCAACCCUGCCAUCUCCUCCACCCCGUACCAGUGCACGGUAUGCCAGUCUGAGUAUAACAACUUGCAUGGCCUGCUGACCCAUUAUGGGAAGAAGCACCCAGGCAUGAAAGUGAAGGCUGCUGACUUUGCCCAGGACAUCGACAUCAACCCAGGCGCUGUCUACAAAUGCAGGCAUUGCCCCUACAUCAACACCCGCAUUCAUGGCGUCCUGACCCACUACCAGAAGCGACAUCCGUCCAUCAAGGUGACCGCCGAGGACUUUGUGCAUGACGUGGAGCAGUCUGCGGACAUAUCCCAGAACGAUGUGGAGGAGACAAGCAGGAUUUUCAAGCAAGGGUAUGGUGCCUACCGGUGCAAACUGUGUCCAUACACCCAUGGCACUUUGGAGAAACUCAAAAUCCACUAUGAGAAGUAUCACAACCAGCCUGAAUUUGAUGUCUUUUCCCAGUCGCCCCUGAAGCUGCCAUUAUCCCUUGAGCCCGAGAUAACCACUGAAGUGAGCCCCUCCCAAGUCUCACUGACCGAGGAGGAGGUGGGUGAGGAGCCGGAGUCCACACCUCACUUCUCUACCUCGCACCUGGUCUCCCACACUGUGUUCCGGUGCCAGCUCUGCAAGUACUUCUGUUCCACGAGGAAGGGGAUAGCCAGGCACUACCGUAUUAAGCACAACAACGUCCGAGCCCAGCCGGAGGGCAAGAACAACCUCUUCAAGUGCGCCCUGUGUUCCUACACCAACCCCAUCCGCAAAGGGCUGGCAGCCCACUACCAGAAGCGCCAUGACAUCGAUGCCUAUUACACCCACUGCCUGGCAGCCUCUAGAACCAUCAGUGACAAGCCCAACAAGGUGAUCAUCCCAUCUCCACCCAAGGACGACUCUCCCCAGCUGAGUGAGGAACUCCGGCGGGCCGUGGAGAAGAAAAAGUGUUCCCUGUGCUCUUUCCAGUCCUUUAGCAAGAAGGGCAUCGUGUCCCAUUACAUGAAGCGUCACCCGGGGGUGUUCCCAAAGAAGCAGCAUGCCAGCAAGUUGGGGAGCUACUUCACUGCCGUGUAUGCCGAUGAGCACGAGAAGUCGCCACCAAUGGAGGAAGAGGAGAGAGGCAGCUUUGAGAAAGCUGAGGUGGAAGGCGAAGCUCAGGAAAUCGAGUGGCUGCCGUUUCGCUGCAUCAAAUGCUUCAAGCUCUCAUUCAGCACGGCUGAACUGCUGUGUAUGCAUUACACCGACCACCACAGCCGGGACCUCAAGAGGGACUUCGUCAUUCUGAGCACUGGCCCCCGCUUGCAGAACUCCACCUACCAGUGCAAGCACUGUGACAGCAAACUGCAAAGCACAGCGGAGCUGACCUCACACUUGAACAUUCACAAUGAGGAAUUCCAGAAGCGUGCCAAACGUCAGGAGAGGAGGAAACAGCUUUUGAGCAAGCAGAAAUAUGCAGAUGGUGCUUUUGCAGAUUUCAAACAAGAGAGGCCUUUUGGUCACUUAGAAGAGGUGCCAAAGAUCAAGGAGAGGAAAGUGGUGGGCUACAAGUGUAAAUUCUGUGUGGAAGUGCACCCGACGCUCCGAGCUAUCUGCAAUCACCUCCGAAAGCACGUCCAGUAUGGCAGCGUCCCGGCCGUGUCCGCUGCCGUGAAGGGGCUGCGUUCUCACGAGAGGAGCCAUCUGACCCUGGCCAUGUUUACCCGCGAGGACAAGUACAGCUGCCAGUAUUGCUCCUUUGUAUCUGCUUUCAGGCACAAUUUGGAUCGCCACAUGCAAACCCACCACGGACACCAUAAACCAUUCCGAUGCAAGCUCUGCUCCUUCAAGUCGUCCUAUAACAGCCGGCUGAAAACACAUAUACUCAAAGCUCAUGCUGGUGAACAUGCCUACAAGUGUUCUUGGUGCUCGUUUUCCACCAUGACAAUCAGCCAGUUGAAAGAACACUCCCUCAAGGUCCACGGAAAAGCCCUGACCCUCCCCAGGCCUCGAAUUGUCAGUCUCCUCUCCUCACACGCCCACCACUCCUCACAAAAAGCUACCCCAGCUGAAGAAAUAGAAGACUCCAAUGACUCGUCAUACUCGGAGCCCCCAGAUGUUCAGCAGCAGUUGAAUCACUACCAGUCAGCUGCCCUGGCAAGGAACAACAGCCGUGUGAGCCCCGUGCCCCUCUCUGGGGCCACUGCUGGCACCGAGCAGAAAACCGAAGCCGUUCUUCACUGCGAAUUCUGUGAAUUCUCCUCUGGCUAUAUCCAGAGCAUCAGGCGCCAUUACCGGGACAAGCAUGGCGGGAAGAAACUCUUCAAGUGCAAAGAUUGCUCCUUUUACACAGGCUUUAAAUCUGCUUUUACUAUGCACGUGGAAGCUGGGCAUUCGGCGGUUCCUGAGGAGGGCCCCAAAGAUCUUCGCUGUCCUCUCUGCCUCUAUCACACCAAAUACAAGCGCAACAUGAUUGACCACAUCGUGCUGCACCGAGAAGAGCGAGUUGUCCCCAUUGAAGUGUGCCGUUCCAAACUGUCAAAAUACUUGCAGGGAGUAGUUUUCCGCUGUGAUAAGUGUACCUUCACCUGCUCCAGUGACGAGAGCCUCCAGCAACACAUAGAAAAGCACAAUGAACUGAAACCUUACAAAUGCCAACUCUGCUAUUAUGAGACCAAGCACACGGAGGAACUGGACAGCCACCUUCGAGAUGAGCAUAAGGUCAGCCGGAACUUUGAGCUUGUUGGACGUGUUAACUUGGAUCAGCUGGAACAGAUGAAGGAAAAAAUGGAGAGCUCCAGUAGUGAUGAUGAAGACAAGGAAGAAGAAAUGAACAGCAAAGCUGAAGACAGAGAUCUGAUGAGAUUUUCCGAUUGUGGGACUGCUGUGAACACUGAGAAGCGUUUUCCAUGUGAAUUUUGUGGACGGGCAUUUUCACAGGGCUCCGAAUGGGAAAGGCAUGUGCUGAGGCACGGAAUGGCUUUGAAUGAUACCAAGCAGGUGACCAGAGAAGAAAUCCAUGUAAAAGAGAGCUUGGAGGACAGUGUCCAGAUGGCCUCCAUGGAGGAAAAGGCAGGGGACGCGGCAAUGGGGAUAGACUUUUCUCUAAAGAACGAAACAGUAGCCAUCUGUGUGGUAGCUGCCGACAAAUCUCUCCUGGAGAAUGCAGAGGCCAAAAAAGAAUAAGCGUUUGGUGAAAUUCUUAAUCAAACCUUACUUGAACCGUGAUGAAAAGGUGGGUGGGGCCAGCUUGGGCUUGAGAAGGGAGGGACAGAAAAGAGAAGACAGAAACAAAGCUGCUUUUUAGGACUGAACAAUCUAUUUUCAAAGCACUGGUACCUUUGUGAAUGAGUAUGUAAAUUAAAGUUAUUUAAAUGGUUGGCAUAUGUGGCUCCUUUUCCAUCACUGCAUCUUUUCUUCCGGAUCUUCGUCGUGGAAGUUCCUUUUGUUGAGGAGUACGGAAACACCUCCUGUGCACACGGUGUACUCGGUGGUGGUCUUGGACAGAAUGUGGAGGACAGAGGCUCCGUGACCGUAGAAGACUUCGCAUAGGGGAACAACUUUUUGACGCACAACUUUCGGUGCGUUUUUCUAGUUUUAAUACCUUAAGCUUUUUCAAGACCUAACUUGCAGCCGCUUUGGGGAAAACAAACAAAAAAACAGAAAACAAAAAAA